GGUGCUUUCUGUUCCUAUGCCUUUCAGCAGACUCAUCUGCUUCUGUCAUUAUACAGAUGAUCCUAAAGUACAUCAUGACUCACACCAACUUCACCAUCUUCCACCCUGCAGUUUUUGUCCUUUUGGGCAUCCCUGGGUUGGAAGCUUAUCAUGUUUGCCUGUCAAUACCCUUGUGCCUCAUGUAUAUCACUGCAGUUCUGGGCAACAGUAUCCUGAUAAUGGUCAUCAUCACAGAACGUAACCUUCAUGAGCCCAUGUACUUCUUCCUCUCCAUGCUGGCCAUCACGGACAUCCUGCUGUCCACCACUACUGUCCCCAAGGCCCUAGCCAUCUUUUGGCUCCAUGCUCAUGACAUUGCCUUUGAUGCCUGUGUCACCCAAGUUUUCUUUGUCCACAUGAUGUUUGUGGGGGAGUCAGCCAUCCUAUUAGCUAUGGCCUUUGACCGGUUUGUGGCCAUCUGUAUCCCCCUGCAUUACAAGACAAUGCUAACAUGGCCUGUGGUGGGAAGGAUUGCUGUGGCCAUUGUCACCCGAAGUUUCUGUAUCAUCUUCCCGGUGAUCUUCUUGUUGAAUCGACUGCCUUUCUGCCGGACCAAUAUCAUCCCCCACUCCUAUUGUGAGCAUAUUGGAGUGGCCCGCUUGGCCUGUGCUGACAUCACCGUUAACAUCUGGUACGGCUUCUCAGUGCCCAUUGUCAUGGUCAUCUUGGACGUGAUCCUCAUCGCGGUGUCGUACUCACUGAUCCUCCGAGCAGUGUUUCGUUUGCCCUCCCAGGACGCUCGGCACAAGGCCCUCAGCACCUGUGGUUCCCACCUCUGUGUCAUCCUCAUGUUUUAUGUCCCCUCCUUCUUUACAUUAUUGACCCAUCGCUUUGGACAUAACAUACCUCGGCAUGUCCAUAUCCUGCUAGCCAAUCUUUAUGUGGUGGUGCCACCAACGCUCAACCCCAUCGUCUAUGGCGUAAAGACUAAGCAGAUCCGGGACGGGGUGGUCCACCGGUUCUUUGAUAUUAUGGCUUGGUGCUCUGCUUCCUCUCUGGGCUAA
Messenger RNA from Odocoileus virginianus texanus, 1043 nucleotides. RefSeq names its product olfactory receptor family 52 subfamily B member 2 (gene OR52B2). Gene Ontology annotation, biological process: G protein-coupled receptor signaling pathway. The record is from RefSeq and is a predicted model, not a curated record. Gene Ontology annotation, molecular function: G protein-coupled receptor activity; olfactory receptor activity. Gene Ontology annotation, cellular component: plasma membrane. Lineage: Eukaryota; Metazoa; Chordata; Mammalia; Artiodactyla; Cervidae.